Klebsormidium nitens is the source of this 1744-nucleotide messenger RNA. Lineage: Eukaryota; Viridiplantae; Streptophyta; Klebsormidiophyceae; Klebsormidiales; Klebsormidiaceae. The record is from the annotation of a GenBank genome assembly.
AUGCCGUCACUCAGCUCUCCGCAGCGCUCAGGCGUGCGUCGUCGCAACAAUGUCGUCAGCAGAGCUUAUCUGCUCCUCGCCACCUCUGUCUUGCUCGCCGCAGGCGCCUCUGAAGUGGAGGGGGCAACAGUUCGGAAGCUUUUGCAGCUUCCGCUACUGGGGGGGCUCAUUCCCAGCCAAGCGGACACCCCUGCCGGGGAACAGCAGGCACGCGUGACGUCGUUCCUCAGCCAAAAUUCUAGCUCAAAUGUCGCCGCGAGCCUGCCGCCUGCAAUUCUGCAACAGAUUGCUGCGUCUGCCGGCUUGGGGGCGCUUUCGCUUCCGUUGCUGGGUUCCGUUCCGGUUGGCUCAACGGAUCCGAGUGUCAAGGCCGUGGUCGCUGGAUUGAGAGACCCGGAGCAGCUCAUGCGUGCGGCAUAUGAAGACCUGCCGCGCGGGCCUGGUGUCACCACGGUCUCGGUGGGAGAAGGGCUGCCUGCGAGUAUCUACGACACUCAGGUUUACACGGUCGCUUUUGAAGACCCGUCGUUCAUCGGUUUCAUCUUCCGCGGUACGGAUGUCGACUCCCAGUUGGGCUUCAUAGACGUUAUCACAGACUUCGGCAACUUUCUGAUGAGGCCUUAUACAUACGCGGACUGCCCGGGGGGGUGUCAGGUCCAUGCCGGUUUCUUAGCCGCGUUUUCCGCAGUCACCGGUGGGAGCGGCGACCCCGCCACCGACAUCUGCGCGUCCAUGGUCGCCACGUACCAGGCGGCUCACGGUUCGAACGCCACUUUGGAGAGCGUCACAAAGGUUUUCAAUGCGGGUCACAGUUUGGGAGGCGCGCUGGCGACGUUAGGAGCCAUCUGGGCCGGCGAGCAGUUCCCACAGGCUGACGUCAGCAUGAUCAACGCGGGCGCGCCACGUGUCGGCAACCCGGCCUUCGUCGGCUUCUUCGACGGCCGGAUCGCGCUUGGGCGAAGGUACCGGAUGGUAAACAACCAGGACGUGGUACCGUCAAUCCCCACCGCGCUUCAAGGGUAUUUGCAAACCUGUCUAGCCAACGGGACGAUCUUCUUCGCCCGGGACAGCAUAACCGGAUACGUCCAAGCAAAGAGCGGCGACCGCCCACUAUACUACACGGGCAGCAUAACCGACCACUUGAACCCGGGUUACAUCAGCGCAAUCGACUUCGUGCUCAGUCAUUGACAUGGGGGCCAGCCAGCCGCCGGAAUCUAUCCGUCAAAGCGAACCUUGCAUGGUGCGCCGGAAUGACCGCGGAACUCGUCAUCACCGGAAGGCGCGGGACAGGUGCUAACAUGCGCCAAUUGUUUACUGUUCGCGUGGCUCCACGUGCAUGUCCAAUUUUGUAACUAGGUUUGACGAGUAGCGCAGCGGAGAAAGUUCUUUCUGCAGCGGCUUGUCACGACGGUACGUGAUGAUGUCAGAUGUGCAGCCACAUCGACAAGGAACGGGGGAUUAAUUGUUGCUUCGCGCCCGCUUAGGCUAGUUUUUCUACACGCUGCGUCUUUGUCGUAGACAUUUUAGGGCACGGCCAUGGGCCUUAGGCACGCCUGCGCGCGCGCAUGGCUGGCCGGGUUCGGGAAAAACUGUGUGCAACAGACAUGAGCAAUUUAUGUUUAUUGUUAUGGAGUUGACUCAGAAGGAAUUACGUUCAAGUAUACUCAGACAAUGUGAAGCUUAGCCAGAUUUAUCUUUUCUGCGAGCACGCGCACAAACUAGCUUGCUAAGGUACUAAUCUUAU